Harpegnathos saltator (Jerdon's jumping ant) is the source of this 1545-nucleotide messenger RNA. Its product is annotated as WD repeat-containing protein WRAP73. Gene Ontology annotation, cellular component: microtubule organizing center; MWP complex. The coding region runs from base 141 to 1517 and encodes 458 amino acids. The record is from RefSeq and is a predicted model, not a curated record. The transcript is spliced from 7 exons. Gene Ontology annotation, biological process: microtubule anchoring at mitotic spindle pole body. Gene Ontology annotation, molecular function: protein binding. Lineage: Eukaryota; Metazoa; Arthropoda; Insecta; Hymenoptera; Formicidae.
AAUUAAAAAUUUGAACUUGACAGUAGAUCGAAUUGGUCAAUUUGGCCGGCUAGUGUGAUAGUUACUUUCUUUAUAUUAAAUUAUUUUUGUUUGGUAACAUUGCGGCUGUCAAGGAAACAGCAGCUUUUAAAUUUCUUCCAAUGGCUGCCAACGUCAACGAGGAUAAGCUGUUUCGCAUUAAUAAUCGUUUGUGCUAUUUUUCAAAUAACGGAGCAUAUUUAGCGGUUGCGUUCCAUUCUAAUUUACUUAUAAAAGACGCGAAGACCUUCGACACUUGUCACUCGUUUGUAUUUGCCGACGUGAUACAAUGCAUAGAAUGGUCUCCAAAUAGUGAAUAUAUUUUAUGUGCAAAUAUAAAGAAGGCCAUUGUUCAGGUAUAUUCAGUGCAUCAUCCCAAGUGGAAAUGUAAACUUACAGAAGGCAGCGUAGGUUUACAAAGUGUUACUUGGUCCCCAGAUAGCAAAUGUAUCCUUACCAUAGCAGAUUUUAAUAUUCAAAUAUCUAUUUGGGACUUGGAAGAUCAGACUGUAUCAUAUAUACAAAAUCUAAAAACGUCUGCUUUUGAUAAAUUGCACUUUAGUCCCAGUAGUAGGAGAUUAGCUGUGAUAACUACAGAGAAAAACAAAGAUACAGUGGAGAUUUACAGAACAGACAAUUGGAAAAUAAGUCGAAAACUCAUUUGCGAUCGUUUGCGCAACAUCGACAGGAUUCGCUGGUCACCGAACGACGAAUUAUUAUGCAUAUGGUGUUCAUCUCCCGCCGAACCUAAACUUAUUGUUUAUUCUACCGUGUGGGAGAAACAUGUGGCUGCAUUUUCUCCGUUGGAAAUUACACAGCCACCCGAAACGGUAUACAGUUUUGAAAGAAAAUUGAAAGGAAUCGAAAAUGUCGAAUGGAUGCCCAGCGGACAAUUUUUAGCUGUAAUUGGAUGUAACGAAGUGAUUAUCAUUCUUAAUUACAUUACAUGGACACCACUGUUACAAUUAUAUUUAGAUCCAUUGAUCAGAGAAUGUAAUUAUUUAACAAGGGUAUAUAAGGAGUUUAUUGAUUCGGGAAAAAACCCGAACAAAUAUAUUGUCUCCUGCAAUGAACGUGUUCUUCGCGAAAUACAUGAACGUCCUAUAUGUAUAGAAAUUGGAAAAAAGGAUAGCAGUGAUAAUUUCUCAGUAGCGAAGGUUAAUCUAUUUGAAUUCAGUGUCUGUGGACAAUACUUAGCUGUAAAACACGAGCUUUAUCCUACCACAUUAUGGAUAUGGGACAUUUUUACUGACUAUCUUGAUUAUUUGCUACUUGAAAAUCCUAUCACGACCAUUAAAUGGAGUCCCGUUCACCCACAAUUAUUGGUGUUCUCCGAGUAUACCACACGUGUGUACGAAUGGAGCCGAAAAAGUACAAGAAUUCUACCAAUGUCUAAGUAUAUGUCGGUCGUAGAUGCUCAUUGGCACCCUACCGGAGAUAAAGUUGCAUUAUGCGGUUAUAAUAAGGCAAUGAUUUAUGAAAUCACAGAUAUAUCUUAGCAAGUAAUAAUUUAAAUUGACAUCUGAU